AUGUUUCUCCGCCGUGCUGCCCCAGCGCUUGCUAAGCGCGCCAUAAUCCGCCCCGCUGCUACCCGGUCCUUUGCGCUCACCGCGCGCCGAACCUCCUCUGGCGACCCUAAAAUUGGCGAGAAGACCAGCCAACUGCAGCCUCUCGAUGAGAUCAAGAGCAUGCACGACCUUAUGCCCGCCGGUGGUAAGCCCGGUACCAUCCCCACCGAUCUCGAUCAGGCCACUGGUCUCGAGCGAUUGGAAAUCUUGGGAAAGAUGCAGGGAAUUGAUGUGUUUGAUAUGAGGCCUUUGGAUGCCUCGCGCAAGGGAACUCUAGAUGACCCCAUCACUGUCAAGUCCUUCGGUGACGAGCAGUACCUCGGCUGCACCGGUUUCCCUGUUGACACCCAUAAUGUCAUCUGGUUGACGACAUCUCGUGAUCGCCCUAUUGAGCGAUGCCCAGAGUGCGGUAGCGUGUACAAGCUGGAGUACGUUGGACCACAGGACGAUGGCCACGGACACCACGACCACGGGCAUGGAGACGCAGAUGGUCUACACAACUAUGAGGGUGAGCCAAAGACCAUGGCUGACUUCGUACGACCGGAGUACCGGUAG
Messenger RNA from Ramularia collo-cygni, 594 nucleotides. Its product is annotated as probable subunit IV of cytochrome c oxidase. Gene Ontology annotation, biological process: mitochondrial electron transport, cytochrome c to oxygen. Lineage: Eukaryota; Fungi; Ascomycota; Dothideomycetes; Mycosphaerellales; Mycosphaerellaceae. Gene Ontology annotation, cellular component: mitochondrial envelope. The coding region runs from base 1 to 594 and encodes 197 amino acids. The transcript has 4 exons. The record is from RefSeq and is a predicted model, not a curated record.